This is a messenger RNA of Thamnophis elegans (Western terrestrial garter snake), 2895 nucleotides long. It is a transcript of the gene ADAMTSL5, whose product is annotated as ADAMTS like 5. NCBI's taxonomy places the organism in Eukaryota, Metazoa, Chordata, Lepidosauria, Squamata, Natricidae. Gene Ontology annotation, cellular component: extracellular matrix. The coding region runs from base 154 to 1797 and encodes 547 amino acids. The transcript has 12 exons. Gene Ontology annotation, molecular function: metalloendopeptidase activity; protein binding. Gene Ontology annotation, biological process: extracellular matrix organization. The record is from RefSeq and is a predicted model, not a curated record.
UCCCUCCCCUACUUCCACCCCAAUCGCUACCCUCCGUGGGACCCGCCCAAACUCGGUGGGAGAGCAGCAGGAAAGAAACGCGGGGGACUUUCCGCAGGGCCGGUGCACACCCGGGCUUGACUUGGUCAAAGCCUCUUCCUGGCUCCUGUGGGUAUGAAGCCCCACGGGGAGCGCACGGACGGCUUUCCCCGGUGCCACUCUAGGCCACGAGGGCUGUGGGUGAUGCAACCACGGGGCCCCGCUUCUGGCGUGCUCAGCUUCUGGCAGCUGCCUGGCUGGAGGCUCCUGCUCCUGAUUGGCCUGGUCUUUGCAUGCACAGUUCAGGGGAGAAACAAUGGCCCACUGGACCUUGAAGGGGAAUCAGAGCCCCAGCACCGACAGCAACCAGCCCAUGGGACAUGGACACACUGGGGCAGCUGGAGUGCUUGUUCCAGUACCUGCGGGGACGGCGUCUCCUUCCGGAUCCGGAGGUGUAUCAGGCUCCCUGGAGAAGAACUUUGCCGAGCGGAGGCCAGGCAGUAUCGCAUCUGUGAGCAGAAAGCCUGCCCAGCUGGCACUCUCCCCUUCAGGGCCAUGCAGUGCGCUCUCUACAACAGUAAGCCCAUCCUAGCGGGGCAGGCCCAGUACCAGUGGGUCCCCUUCCAUGGAGCUGCCAACCUCUGUGACCUUAACUGCCUGGCGAUGGGGCACAAUUUUUACUACAGCUUUGGCCGAGUCCUGGAUGGGACCCCCUGCAGCCCAGCAUCUCCAGAACUCUGCAUCAGCGGCCGCUGCGUGAGAGCCGGCUGCGAUGGGGUCCUGGGCUCCGAGGCAUGGGCCGAUGCCUGUGGUGUCUGUGGGGGCAGGAACGAGUCCUGCGUCUUCAUCCAGGAAGCCAUCCGGGCGGCGGUUCCCGCCUCUGACUUCUCUGGGUACAGGAACGUGACCCAGAUCCCGGCUGGAGCCAGAGAGAUCAGGGUGAUGGACAACAGCCGCAACUAUCUCGCCCUGAUGGACGCAAGCCAGCAUUAUGUCCUCAGUGGGGAGUGGGCCGUGGAUCAGCCAGGCGCAUUCAAGGCAGCAGGCACCCAGUGGCAUUACACUCGCACGGUUAAUGGGCACGAGACCCUUGAGGCAGCCGGACCCACAAGCGAGGAUCUGUUUGUCAUGGUCCUUUUUCAGGAGGAGAAUCUCAGCAUAGAUUACCAGUACUGGGGGCCAAGGAAGCAGGCCCUCCGCCGUGCACAGGGGGAGGAGGCCCAUGCUCUGCGCCAGCCCCAGGCCAGGGAGGUAGAGGCCCAGCACACACAAGAGCCUGCAGACUUUCCUGAAGCCACAGCAGCGAUGCGCCAUUUCACCAAGGCCCAGGAGAUGGCCAAGGAGGCACCGCGGAAGGUCACCCCAGCACCCCUGAGGACUCCUACAGCGCCAGGACCCUGCGGGAAGUGCGAGCCGCCGAGAGGGAAGUCGCAACGCCUCCACCACUACUGCAACAGCGACUUCGUCUUCCGCGCACGGAUCCUCUCGAAGCGCUACGUGGGCUCCGAGACACGCUACGACCUGCAGGUGCUGCAGACGUACCGCAACCGCUUCCCGCUGCGCUCGCGUGAGUACCUCUGGGUGCCCAACACCUGUGACUGCCCCCACCUGCUGGAGCGGCGCGAGUACCUGCUCAUGGCGCGGAACCACGUCAACUUCGAGCAGACCCUCAACCGUCUCCUGUUGCAGCGCGGCGGCUAUGCCCGGCCCUGGUCGCCCCGUGAAGACUUGCUGCUUCGCGACGCCGCCACGCGUUGCCGGCCCGGCCCUCCGGCCUGAGAGCCUCCGCCCGCUGAAGGGAGCCCCGCGACUAUUGAACGCGUCAUGGACGCCCAGUUUGCCCUGCCCGGCAGGAAAGCGUAGACGCCAAACUCCGCCGCCGAUGCGCUGGGCUUCUGACCGACCGUGCCGGCACAUCCCGCCGCCGUCGAAGCACAUCCAAGCCGGGCGACUCCGAGAGGCUCUCCUGGCCCGCAGGGACCAAGCAAAAGGGGUCUGAUGGAUCAUCCCCGUGAUCGUCCCCCGCAAGCGUCUCUAAGCCCCAGGCGCCCAGUGGCCUCCGCCAUUUGGCUCCCUUGGCCCAUGCUGCCCCCGAGUGGAGUGGGCGUUUCCCGCUGCCUCGUGGGUAUUCUUGCGCCAGCCCCUCGGUCUGAAGGAGAGACCUGACCCCGGACACCAACGGAAAGGAGGCGCUCCCAUCCUGGUUAGCGAUGGUAUUUUUUAUUUUUUAUUAAAUAACAUUGAAAGAAACCCCGCCCUCAAUUUUUCAUCCAUUUUUCUUUGACUCAGAGGCCUUUUAAAAUUACAUACAAUAACUCAACAUUAUCCAAGGCCCGGGGUUCCACAAAUGAACAGAUUCUGUCAUCUCUGCGCUGAAGGUGUUACCUCGUUGCCUUAGCAAGUCCUGACUGGGUGUCGUUGUGGAUGAACAGUUUACCCGUCCUUCUCUUGCCAGCGUUACGUGGCCCCCGUUCCGUGUAGGGCUCACCCCGUGUUUCUCCUGUCUGUAUGGAAGCCACCUGGAGUGCCUUAUUUUGCACACCGUUUACAUUCCAACUUAGUAUCUCUCUUAACUUUCAGAUGGAGAUAAUUUAAGUUUAAAAUAAAUGUAUUCAUAAACCAUAAGUAAUAAACCAACUCAAAUGUCACUAUUAAAGAUUUAUAAAUGUAUGACACAAAUAAAUAGGUGGUCAAACCAAUGACUUAAAAACAUGCCUAAAACAGAUGAUGUCACCUUGUUGGAUAAUGAAACAUUUGCAAAAAAAAAAAAAGUAAAGAAAGCACCAAAAAUCCUGAAGUUCAACUCUGAAUUACAAAUGUUCUCUUGUAUUUAUAAGCCUAAAAUUUGAAAAGACUAAUAAAAAAACAAAAUGAAAU